GCGCAUGCCGUCCGACCUCCUCACACGAAGCGAACCAACAACAGUCACUUCCUCAAAGCCACUGCAACACUUUGCUGACGUCGAUGUCGAGGCGAUCUGCAAGGCGUCCAGCCCAGCAAUCAAAGCCUCUCAAAUCGUCACCUCGAGGUCUCCGUCUGCUCACAGCCGCUCGCGUUAGGAGGCGCAGCUCGAUCUAAAAGCUGCAUUGUCGUCUCAGCUUGGUGCCUCUCUCAUGACCUUGCGCUAUCGCGCGCCGAACAAGAUCACAAGCCCGUCAAACGUAUAGGAACCUAUACGAGUAUCAAGUCAGCAUAAAGCACCAUGUCGGCACCAUGGUCCAACUGUUACAGGUCAACAGAGCGGACUUUGGACAAGCGCUCUUCGCAGUACUAUGUGCAGCCCAACGCGCCCGCUAUAGUCUGCGAUCAAUCAGCACCGCACUAUGUACAGCCAUUUUAUGGAACAUUUUGGCCUCCACCUGUCAUUGCUGAGCUCCCCGCGCCUUUGCCUGUGGCACCACCGACAGCAACACCAGAGAAGCAGUUUACUGAGGACGAACAAUCUGCUCGGAAAUUAUCAGCCCUAGAUCGACAGCUCUUGGAAGACGAAGAGCUCGCCAAGCAAUUGCAGCAGCUGGAGGUCCAAGAAGUGAGGAGCAGUUCCAAUAGCAACAUCAAUCAGCAACAGCGUCCAACCACCCUGGCCCUGCCAAAUCCGCAGGGGAUAACCUCCCUUAUACAACAAAGAUCAUCGCGAUUGCUAAGACCAUAUUCUCAAAGUAUACCUAUGGACACGCACUGCGGCCCGGGAUUGAUACAGCGACACUCGGUUCAAUUCUUGAGACCUCAUUCUCAGAGUCUGUCGCCUGAUGUUUCUUGGAGUCCAGGCUCCUUUGGUCCACCAUCUCAGCUACAGCAAAGCUAUAGUCUAUUGCCAGAGGUAAUCCCUGAACAACUUUCUAAGUUUCCGCCCCACCGCCAGUCAUCUGUGGCUAUGAGCGACUUACCAGAGGCGGUAGUGGGCGACAUUCCUCGAAACGCAGAAGCACCAUCAGAUCCAAUUGCAUUGGCGACCUACCUUGAGAAGCAUCGUCAAGUGCCGUACCCACCUCAGUGGAGGUUAGGCCCCGUGAUAAAGAAGUACCAUGCCCAGACGAAAAUCAUAGCAAACCUGAACUGGAUGGACACGCCAGAGUCGUCCGCCUGGUCGACGCGACGACGAUCAGAAAAGGCGCCAGCACGUUCACCUGCUGCCUUUACCUUCAACUUCAAGAAGAUAGGAGGCAAAUAUCGCGACCCAAGGUUCUCAUGGGUCAUGCAAUGCAAUAAUGCCGAAUCGGGAGCCAGGAGGCCAGAGUCCACAUGGUCCUAUGAACUACGUCUUGACUUGAGAAGCCGCGUUCGCAAGACUGAGAUUCUGAACCCGGGCGGUGGGAAGAAAAACAUACUGACUACCUACGUUCAUGCAUCAAACUAUGAUUCCCUUCGCUUUAUCGCCAACGACGGAAGAUCCUAUGUUUGGGUGAGCCAUAUGCCUUUAAGCUCUUCCAACGGCUGUCGCUACGAUGUGCUCCGCCACGCCCUAUUCGUCGCAAACAACAACAGUAUUGACCCCCUGUAUGGCGACAUUGUCGCAGACCACACGUACUGGGACGGGUUCAAUGGCGAUACUCGGGUUCAUACGGAUGCCAUCUGCAUGGAAUGCCAGAUAAAGCCAAUCGUCGGCCAGCGGUGGAAUUGCAAGACCUGUGCAGACCAUAACAUCUGCGGUCUUUGCCACACUGGUAGAGCACACAGCUCCAUCGAGCCAGGAUGCAAGCUAUCACUGACAUGCCUCCCUGACGAGACGCUCACCAUAAGAUCCCCGACAGUCAGCCACGCACUCGUCAUCGCCUCUCUGCAGGUUCUGAAAGACUGGCAAAGGGACCAGAUACAGAAGCAGAGGGGCAGAGACCCGUGGGGCUUCAUGCAGACAGAGGAAGAAGCGCGGCAACAUGACCUAGGCAGGCUGACUCAUUGGAGGGGAAGUGAUAUUGACAAGAAGCACUUUGAUGCGCCGCUGAGAGUCAGAAGUCGAUUGGAGACCGCAGAAGCUAUGCAAAAUCCAAAUGGAAUGGGGGGUGCCUUGGGAGGGUUAGCUGAUGCUGGUCUGGCUCUUGCAGCGAGAGGGCAGCAAGGCGGCUAUGAUGGACAUCACGGUGGACAUCACCAUUAUACUUACGCAGGAGACGGAGGAGGCGGAGGCGAUGGCGGCGGAGGUGGCGGAUGAGCCAAGUGAAUGACGGCGAAUUGCGCUCAGUCUGUGACAGAUGGUCAAACAAAUAACUUCUCUUCCUGAACCACGUUUAGACCACGUGCAAUACUUGCAGAACGCUGAAGAUAGUAGCGAUGGAAAACUGCGCGAGUCAGGGUCAGCAGGAGCUCGGGG
Molecule: messenger RNA, 2427 nt
Organism: Didymella exigua CBS 183.55
Lineage: Eukaryota; Fungi; Ascomycota; Dothideomycetes; Pleosporales; Didymellaceae
Exons: 2
Coding region: 322-2268 (648 amino acids)
Molecular function (GO): zinc ion binding
Source: RefSeq, a predicted model, not a curated record